Molecule: messenger RNA, 951 nt
Organism: Linum tenue
Lineage: Eukaryota; Viridiplantae; Streptophyta; Magnoliopsida; Malpighiales; Linaceae
Source: the annotation of a GenBank genome assembly
CCGGAAAAACGGAUUAUCGGGCUUCGCUUUCUUCCCAAUCUCUCUUCUUCCUCGAUAGCUCCUUCCCCGCAAACCCUAAAAUCACACGGCGCCAACUCAUCGCCGGUCCCAUUUCGAAUCGCGCUUUCGCCCACGAUAGCGGGACUUGAAUCAGCUGGAGACUGGUUUCCAAUUUUGUUUUCGCCUGGAAAAAAAAGUCGGUGUAUUUCAGCGAUGGGUCUGAUCAGGAAGGCAGGAGGCGUGGCGCCUCUGAAGAAACGCGCGAGGACGACGGAUACAGAUGAGAAACGAACGAUUCCGGAAUCGAAAUCGAUAGCUGCUGCAUCGGCUUCACUCGCCGCGAUAUGGAGGUCAUACGAGCGUACCGAGGGCAGGUUGGAAGCCUUGUCCCGCAGUCUGGGCUACGUAUGCCCAAUCGGGCCAUUCAGGCGGGCGGUGGUUUAUCCAUCUCCGGCCGCGCUAGUGGCUACGCAUGAUUCCGUGUCGGAAAUGGAGAGGGCUUUGGAGCACAUGGAGAGGAGAUUGGAAGCCUUGUGCCGCAUCAAUGGCUGCGCACGCCCAGUGGCGCCCAGGGCUUAGUUGCUCUUCACGAGAGAAGUCAGCUUUCAUGUAGUGCAGUGGCUGCUACUAUUGCAGUUGCAUCCUCUGCCCCCUGCAUUCCUGGCAAUUGUGGAAGUUUAGAGGAGGAAGGACAAAAGGCUGGGGAAGGCUCAUAUCUUCUGGGGAAGAUUGGAAAGGGGAUAAGAAGACUUUUCUUUUCUCCUUUAUUUCCUGUAAGAUAGCUGUUUAAUAUAGAUAAAUUAUGUUCUCUUGGAUGAUAAACUAAAUCUCAAUUUUCUAGGACUUUGGGCAAUGUAGCAACGGAUAGGUCUAUCUAUGCUAUGUUUUCCUAUUUAUGUGUAGAUUUCAUAAUGCCUCGUGUUGAUUGAUCACUUUCUCUCCAAAUUGCAG